Messenger RNA from Motacilla alba alba, 8373 nucleotides. It is a transcript of the gene PRDM2, whose product is annotated as PR/SET domain 2. The transcript is spliced from 9 exons. Lineage: Eukaryota; Metazoa; Chordata; Aves; Passeriformes; Motacillidae. Gene Ontology annotation, cellular component: nucleus. The coding region runs from base 140 to 5182 and encodes 1680 amino acids. Gene Ontology annotation, molecular function: protein binding; RNA polymerase II transcription regulatory region sequence-specific DNA binding; DNA-binding transcription factor activity, RNA polymerase II-specific. Gene Ontology annotation, biological process: regulation of transcription by RNA polymerase II. The record is from RefSeq and is a predicted model, not a curated record.
CUUCCGAGGCUGGAGACAAGAUGGCGCCCGGACGGUGCCGGCGCUGAGGCCGCUCCGCCGCCAGCGCGGCCCGGGGUUCAUGUAAUCAAAGGAGUUUCUUUGUUGUGUGUAUCUUUUCAGAACACAACAGGAAUUCAAAAUGAAUCAGAACACAACUGACUCCCCUGUUGCUGUGGAGACCUUGGAUGAUGUUCCUGAGCACGUGCUUAGGGGCCUUCCUGAGGAUGUGAGGCUCUUCCCAUCUGCUGUUGACAAGACUCGGCUUGGUGUCUGGGCAACAAAGUCAAUUUUGAAAGGCAAGAAGUUUGGACCAUUUGUUGGUGACAAGAAAAAAAGAUCUCAAGUUAAGAGCAAUGUGUACAUGUGGGAGGUGUAUUACCCCAACCUGGGCUGGAUGUGUGUGGAUGCCACGGACCCAGAGAAGGGCAACUGGCUGCGCUACAUCAACUGGGCCCGCUCGGGCAAGGAGCAGAACCUCUUCCCUCUGGAGAUCAACAGGACCAUUUACUACAAGAGUUUAAAGCCAAUCGCGGCGGGAGAGGAGCUGUUGGUGUGGUACAAUGGCGAGGACGACCCGGCGAUAGCGGCCGCGAUCGAGGAGGAGCGAGCGAGCGCCCGCAGCCGCCGGCACUCCCCGAAGGCCCGCAGAGGAAAGAAGAAGACUCAGGAAGGUAAAAACAAGGGAAAGAAGGCAGCAGAUACAAAACAGAAGACUGAUUUGGAUUCUACUUCUGCAGAUAUGAGGGAUUCUAAAGAAGGUCAUAAAGAGGAAGAUGAAACACCUUCUGUUUCUGCUGUGCUGUCUCUGGAACAAACAGCUGUGAUUCAGGAAAUGGUAAAUCAAGAUGUACUUCCAAAGCUGAUGAUCCCCAGUCCGACCAACGAAACACAAGUGGUAACUGAAGACAAACAAGGAGAAGCAAUAAACUGUGCAUCAGAUGAUUUAGAUGAUGAUGAAGAGGAGGAUGAAGAAGAGGAAGAUGAAGAGGAGCUGGAAGAUACCAAUAUGCCUAAAGAAAAUGCUGAAAUGCCUUUGAUAUGUGAAGAAAAGUUGGACUCCAUGGAAGAACAAAAGAGUACGUCAGAGGAAUCUCCAGAAAGCUCUCCAAAGAAAAAACUCGUGGUGAAAAUUCCAAAAGCAGAGGGGGAAUCCAACGGCGAUGUUCAGGAAACAUUCAUGUUUCCUUGCCAGCACUGUGAGAGGAAGUUCACAACAAAGCAAGGGCUCGAGCGCCACAUGCACAUCCACAUAUCCACCCUGAGCCACGCGUUCAAGUGCCGGUACUGCGGGAAAGCCUUUGGCACGCAAAUCAACAGGCGGAGGCACGAGCGACGCCACGAGGCCGGGCCCAGAAGGAAACCAUUCCUGACGCUGACGUCCUCACAACACUUGGAUAAUGUUGCUGAUAACCAAGUGAUUGUGGAUGAUGGUCUUAAAGAUGACUUGAAUGUUUCCAGUCUCGUGCAAGACUCUGUUGUCUUGGAUUCUGAGAAAGUUCCCCAGGAAAUGUCAAACUCGGCGUUCGCUGAGGAAAAUAAGGAGCCCAAAGAAUUGCAUCCAUGCAAAUACUGCAAGAAGGUUUUUGGCACUCACACCAACAUGCGGAGGCAUCAGCGUAGGGUUCACGAGCGUCAUCUUAUUCCCAAAGGUGUCAGAAGAAAAGGGUUCUUUCCUGAAGAGCCACCUCUCCCAACAGAGCCAGCCCCAGCAGUCCAGAGUGUGUACAUAGCGAGCACAGAAAUAGAAGAGGAAGGUGAAGGAGAUGAUGUCUAUCUUAUGGAUAUAUCCAGCAAUAUCUCUGAGAAUUUAAAUUACUACAUUGAUGGUAAAAUUCAGUCCAACAGCAGCACUAGCAAUUGUGAUGUGAUUCAGAUGGAGUCCAACUCUGCAGACUUGUAUGGAUUGAAUUGUAUAAUCAGUCCAGUCACAGUGGAAAUUUCCACAAAUUUAAAGGUUACACAAACACAUGUGAAUGAACCUCCUAAGGAGCCCUCUAGCAGUGGGAGCAGUGAAUCCAAAAAGAGAAGAACUGCCAGCCCUCCUCUUGUACCAAAAAUAAAAACUGAAAUAGACCCAGAACCUAUAACUCCUACUAGUUCUUUAAAUCUUCCUCUUAGCAUUUCAACAGAAAGCUUACAGUUUCAUAAAGAAAAAGGGGUUUAUUUGUCAUCAAAACUAAAGCAGCUUCUUCAGACACAGGACAAUAAGAAGAUAACUCCAUCAAGUGAAAUCCCUAAAAUAGGACCUUCUGUUACAUCAUCAUCUGUUUUGCCUCCAGUAUCCAGCAGAUUUAAAAGAAGGACCAGCUCUCCUCCCAGCUCUCCACAGCACAGUCCAGUGCUUCGAGACUUUGUCAAAUCAGGUGAGGGAAAAACCGUGUGGAAUGAUAAUAUUCGGAGUUCAAAAAUGCCAAAGUUAGAAAGCCACAGCAACUCACCUGCUUGGAGCUUGACUGGAAGGGAGGACAAAGAGACUUUGAGCCCUCAUUGCUUUGAAGAAUAUAAAAUAUCAAAAGACUGGACAGCAGCUCCAACUUUUGGCAAUGUGUGCAACCAGCAGCCCCUGGAUUUAUCCAGUGGUAUGAAACAAAGGUCUGACGUCAAAAGCAAGACUCAGGUUCCCUGGGAAUCUGUUUUAGAUCUAAGCGUGCAUAAGAAGCCUUGCAGCGAUGCUGAAAUUAGGGAAUGCAAAGAAAAUUCCACACACCCAACGUGUAGUGGUGUUAAGAAGAAGAAACCCACCACUUGCAUGCUGCAGAAGGUUCUGCUCAACGAGUACAACGGGACGGCCGCGGCCCUGGAGAGCGCGCCGGGCACGGCCGGCGCCGCCAGCCCCAGCAAGGCCCUGGAGCCUCCGGCCGAGCCCGACGCGGAUCCUGCUCUCUCGGCGCCAUCUUCCAGUGACACUCAGCCCCUCAGCUCCUCUGCUUCCCCUGUGCCACCGGCGCCCGCUGCACCUGCUGUGUGCCAGCUGCCUCCGUUGCUAACGCCCACCAACCCCCCCUCCCCGCCGCCCUGCCUGCCCGUGUUAACCGUGGCCACGUCCCCUCCCCCCCUGCUCCCAACCAUGCCCUUGCCCAUUCCAGAUGUCUCUGCCAGUGCCACUAACACUUCCUCCUGUCCCUCGCCACUCUCCAACACUACUACCCAAUCCCCCCUACCUGUUCUUUCACCUACAGUUUCUCCUUCUCCAUCCCCUGUCCCUUCUGUUGAACCUCUUAUUUCUGCUGCUUCACCUGGCCCCCCUACACUGUCUUCCUCAUCUUCCUCCUCUUCUUCCUCCUCUUUCUCAUCCUCUUCUUCCUCAUCAUCUCCAUCUCCACCUCCUCUUUCUGUAGUUUCUUCUGUUGUUUCCUCUGCUGAUAACCUUGAAAGUUCUCUCCCAAUAAUAAAACAGGAAGAAGCUGAAAGCGAGCAGCAGAAAGCGAGAGAAGAGCCUCAUACUUCAAGUGAAUCAGGAGUAGUGCAGGAAACCUUCAACAAGAGCUUUGUGUGCAAUGUCUGCGAAUCACCUUUUCUUUCCAUUAAAGACCUAACGAAGCAUUUAUCCAUUCAUGCUGAAGAAUGGCCCUUCAAAUGUGAAUUCUGUGUACAGCUUUUUAGGCAUAAAACGGACUUGUCAGAACAUCGCUUUCUGCUUCAUGGAGUAGGGAAUAUCUUCGUUUGUUCAGUGUGUAAAAAGGAAUUUGCUUUUUUGUGCAAUUUGCAACAGCAUCAACGGGAUCUCCAUCCAGACAAAGAGUGCACACAUCAUGAGUUUGAAAGUGGGACUUUGAGACCCCAGAAUUUUACUGACCCCAGUAAGGCGAACGCAGAGCACAUGCAGAACCUGGCAGAAGAUUGUUUGGAACCUUCAAAAGAGGAGGAAGAUGAAGAUCUAAAUGAUUCUUCUGAAGAGCUUUAUACUACUAUAAAAAUAAUGGCUUCUGGAGUGAAAUCUAAAGAUCCAGAUGUCCGUAUGGGCCUCAAUCAGCACUACCCAAGCUUUAAACCACCUCCGUUCCAGUAUCACCAUCGUAAUCCUAUGGGUAUUGGAGUUACUGCAACAAACUUCACAACCCAUAAUAUCCCACAGACUUUUACUACUGCCAUUCGAUGCACAAAAUGUGGAAAAAGUGUCGAUAACAUGCCCGAGUUACACAAACACAUACUGGCCUGUGCAUCUGCUAGUGAUAAAAAGAGAUACACACCUAAAAAAAAUCCAGUUCCCCUCAAACAGACAGUGCAGCCUAAGAAUGGCAUGGUGGUCAUUGCUGGGCCUGGGAAGAACGCCUUCAGACGAAUGGGGCAGCCUAAAAGACUCAAUUUCAAUGUGGAGAUUAGCAAAAUGUCCUCCAAUAAACUAAAAAUAAGUGCAUUGAAAAAGAAAAACCAGCUUGUACAGAAAGCUAUCCUGCAAAAAAAGAAAUCUGCCCAGCAGAAGGCAGAACUGAAAAAUAACCCAUCUGAGACGGACUCUCACAUCUGCCCCUACUGUAACAGAGAGUUCACUUACAUCGGGAGUUUGAACAAACACGCAUCGUACAGCUGCCCCAAAAAACCCAUCUCUCCCUCCUCCAAAAAGAAUUCUUCCAAAAAAAGCGCAGCUUCCUCACCUGCAAACAGUGACAAAGGCAGCAACCAGCGCAGGCGAACGGCGGAUGCAGAAAUCAAAAUGCAGAGCACUCAGCCUCAUCUGGGCAAGACGAGAGCACGGACCUCAGGACCCGCACAGCUCCAGCUCCCCUCUGCCUCCUUCAAAUCCAAACAAAACGUUAAAUUUGUACCUUCCAUGCGAUCUAAAAAGCCAAAUUCAUCUUCAUCCUUGAGGAACUCUAGUCCUGUAAGAGUGUCUAAAAUGUCCCAUGUUGAUGGGAAAAAAACUAAGGUGGUUUCCAAGAACAAUUCCUCUGGAAUCUCCAGCAAAGCGUCGCGGAAAUUGCACGUCAGAAUACAAAGGAAUAAUAAAGCUGUUUUGCCAAGUAAAUCUGCUGUGGCGAGUAAGAAAAAGGCAGACAGGUUCAGUGUAAAAUCUAGAGAGAGGAUUGGAGGACCAAUCACACGGAGUCUGCAGCAGGCAGCAAAUGCAGAAGCAGCAGAAAACAAAAGAGAUGAAAGCAGUACAAAGCAAGAACUGAAAGAUUUCAGUUUGCUGGAAGGCAUGGGAACCACCUUGUGGCAGCAGCUGUGUGUUCAGUGCUAGGUGUUAGAGCCAGUCCAGGGGAUGCAGCCAGGCCCCUCCUGCUCUGCAAGCUCCUCAGCCCCGGUGGGAGCUGCCCAGGGGGAUUCAGGCUGGGGUGCUUCUGCCUUUCUGGUUUGUCAGCAUUUUGUAUUGCAAGGCUGUUAUUGAAAAGUCUACUUUGGUUCCUGAUGAUUUUCUUUGGGGAGAUGUCAUAGAGUUGGAUGUCUGAGUGUUCAAUAUUGAAUGCAAAUAGGAAUAGCGUGCACUUCAUUUACUGUGGUUUGUGACUUCAUUUCCAAAAUUACGGGCUCAGCUCCAGGUUUUUACUGCAGAUGGGUUUAGCCAAGGAGCUGAAUUGCUAGAGACAGAUAAAUAGCUUGUGAAUGACCUUAAAAAGAGAACUUUGAAGACCUUACAUACUAAUUCUGGCUUUUAUUUACUGAAUGUGAUCUGUGUGAGUCACAUGAUGAUGUAGUUCUGCUCAUGAUGAAAAGGAGCUAAACAAUAGAUUUUGAACAAGCACAUGCUGGUUUGGAGCUGAGCUUUUGUGGUAAGUCUGUGAUGAGAGAGAGCUGAAUUUCCACAGCUAUUUAAUUAAACUGUAAAAUAUAGCAGCUUUCUAGUGGAAAAAAGGAUUUACCUUCCAGUACGUUGCAAGAACAGAAUGGUGAGGAAAAUAGAUCUAUUUCACGGCAAGAUGCAAAUAAAAUACUCUUAAAUAAGGCGUGGUAUUAGUGUACAGUUAAUAGUCCAUUGUACACAUCAAAUGAGAGAGUGGAAAUUGAAUGUUAUUAAAGAGGGAUUUUUUUUUUCCACGUGUCUGAAUGAGUUGCUGUUAUUUCCUAAGCUUUGUUUGGGAUCCUUUUUUUUUUUUUUAAGUAAAAAUGUCCUACGAUUUUUUUGAAUGAAAUAAAUACUAAAGUAACAGACUGCAGCAGGAGUCAGUGCUGCUUUGUGCCCAUCAGUUACAGUCAAGCAAGAGCUGGAUGUUUAAAAUGCAAGUAGAGUGUUAGAGUGGGAUGGGUGUAAGGCAUCCAGUGUCUAACAUGAGAUUAUUGAGAGGACACAGCACCAGGAGUCCUGUGCUGCCUCUGCACCAGUCUGCAGCCACUGCCUGCCUCUGUCCCUCUUCCUUAGUAAAGAGGAAGCCACUGAGUCACCUCGGGUGCUGCUUCCCACACAAACUUCAUUACUUUCCAUUCUCAUUUUGCUGCACCUUUACUUCUCUUAGUAAGUCUUUAAAAAUGGUUUUGGUCGGUCAUCCUUUUAGAGCAUUCAUUGGGGAAAGAGUACUGAAAUCCUGCUUUCUGGUUUUUUCCAGAUACAAGGCAGUAAAACUGGAACUCAAAGGGAACCUUGAGCAGGCAUCAAGUUGGAGGGAGGCUUUUUCUUAAGAGAUGGGUAGCUGCUUCAUUUUCAUAAUUUAUUCAAAGUGGUUAGUGAAACAUAAUGUAAUCAGCAACAUGCACUUUGUUUGUGUAUAUGUAUCUCUCCGUUUAAUUUUUUAAGACUUUUAUGUUUCAUGAGCCAAACGGGGUCUCUGAGUCAUGUUUUGGAUGACAGCACUCCCAGAAACUGCCAGAGGGUUGUGAGAAAUGCCUUGGUUAUUCAGUGGGUGAUGUUCCAUUUCUCUGAAACGCAGGGCUCAGCAUUCAGUCAUUCGUGGUGGCCUGGCACACAGCAGGUGAGCAGCAAAACUGAGACUUGCACCACCGUGUCAGUCCAAAAGUGUAACAAUCUCAUACCUGGGCCUGUUUCAGCAAAGCCUGCCUUGUUUCCAGCUCAGGGAGCUGGAGGGCUCAGCCUGGAGACAAGUGAGACACUCAGAGGGGACAGUCCCUCUACAGUUCCCUGACAGGAGGGUGCAGCCAGGUGGGGGUGGGCUCUGCUCCCAGGGAACAGGGGGCAGGACGAGAGGAGGUGGCCUCAGACUGUCCCAGAGGCUGCCCAGGGCCGUGGUGGAGUCCCCAUGCUGGAGGUGUCCAGGAAACACCUGGAGGUGGCACCCGGUGCUCUGGGCUGGGUGACAGGGUGGGGAUGGGUCACAGGUUGGACUCGAUGGCCUUGCAGGUCUUUUGCAACCUCAGUGAGUCUGUGAUUCCUUCUGCAGUCGAGGCAGUGCUCAGCAAAGUUCAAUGCCUGGGUAAAUGCAUGCAAGGGCUUUUUCAGGGAAGUGGUUUUCUUGGAAGGGCAGAGCUCAUUCCCACGUACACGCCUGUGCACAGCCCCCAGCCCUGACUCAGUGGGGGAAUUUAUGUAGUGUUUCCUUUAGGUGUCAAGGUCCCUGCUCAGCAUUGCAGUGUGGAAGGAGGUGGGAAGAUGAGAAAUACUGAAUUCUUACAUCACUGAGCUGCUUUGAAGAGUUUCACACUCAAACUCCACUGUCACUGGAACUUGAAGUCGUAUUCUCCCUUCAUUAUGGCAAAUUCAGUAUGUCCCUCAUCUACCUUUUCAAAUCAAAACACUUUUUUCCUGUGGUUUCUUUUUUAUGUAAUGAGAUGUGCAGGACUGAGGGCUCAUCCUUGUUCUGCUGCCCUCCAACAAUCCUUUGGAACUCUUCUGGUGUCACCAUUUCUCUACAGAGCUAAAUAAAAUAAACUGCAGUGUUCCCUAUGUGUGAUGAAAGUUUUCUCAUUCUGUGAGGAAUGUGAUUUAGUAAAUACAACCUUUUUAUCCAAUGACAUUACCUGACUGUAUAGAAGAUGAAUUUGAGUACUUCUAUUUUUAAUCCAAAAUUGUUCACCUUUUGGCUUGCAAGAUACUCUGUGCCACUUUAGAAGGGCAGGAAGACAAAUUGCUGACGUGAUACUGUUCAUCUAAAUUUAUAGGUUUACACAAAGAUUUCUUAAGUGACUAAGACUCUGAACUCAACUUAAAGUACCUUUGAGGCAACUGAUUUUCUGAAGGAGCUCAGAAGCUCUCUCAGUGCUGGAUUCCUUUUCAAGUGGCUACUUUAGGUCACUGCUUGCUUUUGAAAAUGUUAAACACCAUUUUACUUCAAUAGUAAAUGUUAAUACAUUGAUUUCAGAGUCCCCCAGGUGAGCUGUAGGCACGGUGUGAGAUUUUUCCAGCAGUUCUCACUGUUGGUUUGGUGUUCAUCACCACAGUUCCUCGUGAUCCACGGGGAGUGGAACUGAGCCAGCACUGAAACUGCAGAGCACGUGUGAAACAAAGCAGGUUGUGAGCUGCUGUGGGGCAGCAGUGCUGCUUUA